Aspergillus wentii DTO 134E9 is the source of this 1453-nucleotide messenger RNA. Its product is annotated as putative methionine permease. The record is from RefSeq and is a predicted model, not a curated record. Gene Ontology annotation, cellular component: membrane. Bases 1 to 1446 code for a protein of 481 amino acids. Gene Ontology annotation, molecular function: L-amino acid transmembrane transporter activity. Lineage: Eukaryota; Fungi; Ascomycota; Eurotiomycetes; Eurotiales; Aspergillaceae. The transcript is spliced from 3 exons. Gene Ontology annotation, biological process: amino acid transmembrane transport.
AUGGAAAAUCCAGAAACAAUCAAACUCUCCCCCUCAAGUUCCUUCAUCCUCAUCAUCUCCCGCGUCCUGGGCAGCGGUAUCUUCGCCACCCCCGGCGCCAUCGUCACAGCCACUGGCAGCAUCGGCCUGACUUUAACCUCAUGGAUCGCCGGCUCGAUCCUCGCCGGCUGCGCCCUGGCCGUGUCCAUGGAAUACGGCUGCAUGCUGCCGUGGUCUGGCGGCGACAAGGUGUAUCUCGAGUAUACGUAUCCACGGCCACGGUUUCUGACAUCGACGCUGGUGGCCACGCAUGCGAUCCUGCUGGGGUUCACGGCGAGUAAUUGCAUCGUGUUUGCAAAGUACACGCUGUAUGCGCUGGCUGUUGAACCGACGACGGUCAAAUCGAAAGUGUUGGCUGUGUUGUUGCUCACUGCGAUCACGGUGAUUCAUGCAGUGUUUGUCAAGUCGGGGAUAUAUAUCCAGAACGCGCUGGGAUGGACGAAGAUCGUCCUCAUAGUCGCCAUGGCACUGACUGGUCUCUGGGUGAUUCUUUUCCACUCGCCAGACCAUCUGAACAGCCUCACCUGGGAUGGUAUCUGGGAAGGGUCCAACUGGAACUGGGGUAUUCUCUCCACAGCGUUGUUUAAAGUGCUCUAUUCCUACGCCGGUCUGGAUAACGUCAACAAUGUCCUAAACGAGGUGCAUCGGCCGGUGCAGACGCUCAAGGUGGUCGGCCCGGCUGCACUCAUUACAGCUGCUGCGUUGUAUCUCCUGGCCAAUCUGGCGUAUUUCCUGGUCAUCCCGAUUGACGAGAUCAAGAAGAGUGGUGAGCUCGUUGCUGCGCUCUUCUUUGAGCGUAUCUUUGGCGUCUCGGGGCGCGUCUUCUUCCCUCUUGCCAUUGCCAUUUCCGCUGCUGGCAAUGUCAUGGUCGUCACUUUUGCUCUGUCCCGCGUGAACCAAGAAAUCGCCCGCUCCGGCUUCCUCCCCUUCUCCUCGCUGCUCUCCUCCUCUCGUCCCUUCAACUCGCCCCUCGGCGGCCUCAUCGUGCACUACAUCCCCUCGCUCCUCGUCAUAACCCUCCCCCCACACGAUGUGUACAACUUUAUCCUCGACGUAGAGGGCUACCCGGCGCAGCUCUACGCGUUGGCCAUCACACUCGGUCUGCUUCUUCUCCGGUAUAAGCAGCCCGAUCGCCAUCGUCCGUUCAAGGCGUGGUUGCCUGCUGUGUGUCUGCGAGGACUGAUUUGUGUGGCGUUGUUGGGAGCGCCGUUUUUUGGGCCGAGGAAUGCGGGUUGGGGGGGUGUUGCUUAUGCGGUUGUUGGGGUUGGAGUUAUUCUCCUUGGAGUGUUAUACUGGUUUAUAUGGACCGUCGUCCUCCCCAGAAUCGGUGGAUACGUAUUAACAGAAAAGGCAGAAGAGGUGGAUGGGCGGUUAACCACGAGGAUUGUGCGAUAUGAAGCUAUCUAGCAUUCCU